This is a messenger RNA of Akanthomyces muscarius, 1428 nucleotides long. RefSeq lists its product as uncharacterized. The coding region runs from base 1 to 1428 and encodes 475 amino acids. Gene Ontology annotation, cellular component: nucleus. Gene Ontology annotation, biological process: positive regulation of transcription by RNA polymerase II. The transcript has a single exon. NCBI's taxonomy places the organism in Eukaryota, Fungi, Ascomycota, Sordariomycetes, Hypocreales, Cordycipitaceae. Gene Ontology annotation, molecular function: transcription cis-regulatory region binding; DNA-binding transcription factor activity. The record is from RefSeq and is a predicted model, not a curated record.
AUGGACGAAUCGGCCCUGGAGCCGAGCCCGGCGCAGGAGAUUUCAUUCUUGUCGCCCGAGUCCUUCUCCACCCUUGACGAAUACUCGAAGAAUCCGCGGUUCAUUGAGCUGCAGGAAGAAUUACGCGGGGUAUUAUUUGCGCGGGCAUCAGGCGAAAAUACAAACAUCCGCACGACGCCCGAUCAAGAUGCUGCUGACACGGACGACAACGAGCAGCCGGAGCCGAAGCGCGGCUUCGACUUCACCCGCGUGAGCAUACCGAAAAUACAGCUGAUAAAGUAUCUCAAAAAUUGGAUCAUAGAAUGCGCUCCCUACCUUGACAAGUUUGACCAUGCGAGACACUUUGCGAUUCGGGUGCCGGUAAUCGCAGAAAGCUCGCCGGCCCUCUUCUACGCCGUUCUCGCCUUCUCAGCCCGACAGAUGGAGCGCAAGACGGGAUCCGACAAAAAUUACGACAGCUUGGAGCUCUAUCAGGAAUCCAUCCGCCUUCUCGCGCCAGGCAUGCAGGCCAAAGACUCCAACAUGCUGGUGACGGCGUGCAUACUGGCCGUCAUGGAGCUAAUGUCGGGCAGUCCAAGGAACUGGCGGCGCCACAUUGAGGGAUGCGCGACGCUGUUUGACCUCUUCCAGGUCAACGGAUUUUCCGGCGGCGUCUUGCAGGCGGUAUUCUGGUGCUAUGCGCGGAUGGAGGUCUGCGGCGCGAUUAUUUCUGGCGGCGCGGAGAGCACUGUGCUCGCGCUGCGAAACUGGGCGCCGCCACUCCCUGGACACGCUACCACGAAUGCCGAUGCGGAUGUUUUUGUGCGCAACGCAUUUUAUCAGAGCAGCUUGGAGAAUGGCGACAUGCACGCCAACUGGGCCGUGUAUCUCUGCGCCAAAGCCUGCGACUUGCUGUACAGGCACACACGGGCAACAGAGCUGCAAGAGCCGGACCAGCAGGACGUCCGGCCAUUCGCGAGCCAGUGGAAAGCUCUGUGGGAAGAGCUUCAGUUCUGGUUCAAGACUCGGGAGGACGUCUCGCUGCCAACCUUGGUAUCAGAAGAUAAUGGCCAAACAUUUCCCACUAUUCUCUUUGCGCAUUGGCCGGCAAUAUCGUCCAACCAAGUGUAUCAUGCUACAUGUCUCAUCAUGCUGGAUAUGCGCCCUCGGCAAGAAUUCUUGCCUUCGCCAGAGGGCUCAGCAGUGUGGCAUGCUCGGCGUGUGUGCGGCAUCUCCCUGACAAACCCGCAUCGGGCCAGCCUCAUCAAUGCCAUUCAGCCGCUGUAUCUAGCAGGCAGACUCCUUACACAUACCGCAGAGCAUAUUGCUGUAGGAAAACUGUUCAAGAUUAUUGAAGAGACGACGGGAUGGGGAGCGCUCUGGAGGUUGCGCGAUCUAGAAAUUGUUUGGGGAUAUAUGCCGGGGGAAAUAAUGGCUGCGAUGCUGUGA